AUGCGACGGCUUCCCCGGUACCGCACGGUGGUCCGGAGGGAGUUCACGACUUGGAUUCGCGACACACUCGCGCCGAUCGCGCCCGCGCGAUCUGGAGUCCCCAUCACGACAGGCGCCGCCGCGGCCGCGCUGGAGGCUGCGGAGAACGAGCGGCUAAGGGUCAGGGCCGCGGCGCGUCGCGACUCGGCCAUCGCCGAGAAGCUCGGCGAGGAGAAGCAUCUCACCCUCGAUCCGCUCAUCAGCGAGUACUCGGUCGAUUCCCCCGAGGGCGUCGCCCUCAUGCAGCUCGCCGAGGCGCUCAUCCGGACGCCCAAGGAGGCUGGACGGUACAUGCCCGCGCGGCUUAUCCGCGACAUGCUCGGCGCCGGUAACCUCGAUUUUUUAUCCCACUUCGGCGGCGAUAAGAGCUUGCUCAUCAACGCCAGCAGCGUCGCGCUGUCCACCGUCCGCGGCAUACUCCCCAAGCACGUCCCGGGCGGCGACUUCUUCGACGAGUCCACGAGGGGUUUGGCCGGGAAGGGAAGCGACGCCGUCCUCGAGGUCGGCGUCACCAGGGCUCUGGGCCUCAUGGCCCGCAAGUUCACCAUGGGCGCCAACAUCGAGGCCGCCGCGCGCCGCGCCAUGCGUGCGGAGACGUACAACCCCCAACGAUCGCACUCCUUCGACAUGCUGGGCGAGGGCGCCAGGACGUAUGAGGACAGCGCGCGGUACCUGGCAUCGUACGCGCACGCGGCCGAGGCGAUUCAGGCGGCAGGGUUCAGGUCGCCCCAGAUGAGCGUCAAGCUAUCGUCGCUGUCGCCGAGGUUCGACGAGCUGUCCAGGCGCGAGUGCGUCCCGGAUCUGUCCUCCAAGCUCGGGUCGCUGUUCCCAAUCGCUGACGGCCCCAACGCGUUCACCGUGUUUGUGGACGCCGAGGAGCAGAACCGCCUGGAGCUGACCCUCUCCGUCGUCGAGAACGUGAUCAGGGAGCGCGCGCCUCCGCGUAUUGGGGUGGUCGUGCAGGCGUACGGUCGCAGGGCGAUGGAAACCUUGGAGUACCUGCGCGAGCUGGCUGUGAGGUACCCCGAGACCAAGAUCAGCGUCCGGCUGGUUAAGGGGGCGUACUGGGACGCAGAGAUCAAGCAGGCACAGCUCCUGGGCGCUGAUUCGUACCCGGUCUGGACGGAGAAGAGGCAGACGGACGUGAGCUACCUCGCGUGCGCCUCCUUCCUCCUGGAAAACUCCGACACGCUCCCCAUGCCCGCCUUUGCGACGCACAACGCGCGAACGGUGGCUGAUAUUCUGUCCAUGGUCGACGGCGACAUGGACGAGUUCACCAGACGCGGGUGCGAGUUCCAGAGGCUGCACGGCAUGGGCGAGUCGUUCGACUACUGCGGAUUGCCCGUUCGGGUGUACUCUCCCGUGGGUGCGCCCAACGACCUGCUCGCGUAUUUGGUGCGGCGGCUCCUCGAGAAUGGCGCAAAUUCCAGCUUCCUCAAGAGGCUAGCGCAGGGGCGCGACGACCUGAUGAACGUGGACGUCCUGUGCGAGCGGGAGCCCGAGGUGUCCACCGUGAUAGGCACCCCCGUCGUCGUCGCCGAGGAGAGUUCGGGGCACCCCAACUUCCCGGCGGCGUUCGCGGCGCAAAAGGCGUACGGUCCCGCGUUCAAACCUCUGGUUUGCACCGGCGAGGACAGUCUCGCCGAGUUGACGGCUCGUCUGGGUACCUUCAGGCCCAACACCGCCAAGGCGAGCGACACGAUCAGGUCCCGCGCGACCGUCUUGAGGAAAGCUGCCGACAUCGUCGAGCGCGAUUCGGUCGCCAUGUCCAAGAUGAUCAUGGAGGAGGCCGGUAAGACCCUCGUGGACGCGGUGAACGAGGUGCGCGAACUCGUGGACUUUUUACGCUUCUACGCCAACCAGGCGGAGACGCAUCUGGCCGACCCCAAGCGCCUCAGGACCGUCACCGGCGAAUCCUGCCUGCUCCAGGCGCAGCCCCGCGGGCCUUGGCUGUGCGUCGGGCCGUUCAACUUCCCGUUCGCCAUCGUCGGCGGCCUCGCGUCCUCGGCGUUCGUCGCUGGCAACCCCGUGGUGAUCAAGCCCCAUCCGUCGACCCCUAGAUGCGCUGCUGCGCUUGUGGACGUCCUCCUCGAAGCCGGCGCGCCCGAAGGUUCGCUCGAAGUGGUUGUCGACGGACCGUUACCGGAGGGGUCGCGGGGCGCGCGAGAGGGUCAGUCCGACGCGGGAGCCGCGCUCGUGUCGUCCGGCGAGUUCGCGGGAGUGUCCUUCGUGGGUUCCACCCGCACCGCCGCCAAGAUCAACCACGCACUGGCGCUCAACUCCGUGGAGAAGAGGGCGCCGCUCGCCAGGCUCGUCGCAGAGACUGGCGGCCUCAACGUCCUCGUAGCUGACUCAUCGGCGCUCCCCGAGCAGGUGUGCGACGCGGUGCUCGCGUCCUUCGCCCAGUCCGCGGGGCAGAGGUGUUCAUCCGCGAGGAUCCUCGUGGUGGAUAACGGGUGCAAGAACGAGCUGACCAGGAUGAUCCAGGGCGGCCUGUCCGCCAUGCGUGUCUCCAAGAACAAUUUCGACCUCUCCACUGACGUCGGCCCGCUCAUCUCGGAGGUCGCCGCCGACAAGGCGAGGGCGCACUGUGACGCGCUCGAGUCCGGCGGCGCCAAGAUGCUCGCCCGCACGAUCGGCGAGGACGAUGGCGCCCUGUUCCAUCCUAGGGUGUACGACCUCAACCCGCAGCCCGGUUCCGAUCCCGUCGCGGGUCUUAACCUCCUGGAGGAUGAGGUGUUUGCGCCAGUGCUCCACGUGGUCACGUACGACGGCUCUCAGGCUGAGCUCGAACGAGUGAUCGAGGCUGUCAACAGGAAGGGAUACGCCCUCACCGGCGGCGUCAUGACCCGCUGCGAGUCCACCAAGGCGCUCGUCACCAACAAGCUGGACUGCGGCAACUUUUACAUCAACCGCGACGUCGUUGGCGCGGUGGUUGAGUCCCAGCCUUUCGGCGGGCACGGCCUAUCCGGCAACGGCGUCAAGGCUGGCUCAGAAGGGUACCUCGAGCAAUUCGUCGCGCACAAGGUCAUAUGUGAGGACACCACCGCGGCUGGAGGUAACGUCGAGCUGAUGAGGACGACAACUUAAGCCCAACAGAGACUCUUCCCGGGUGCGACGAUGAGUGAAGAGAGGUUGGACUCUGAAAAGGCGGUGCAAACCCUGUUCAACAGGGCAAACACAUCCGCGCCGUCGGUCGUUCUCAUCGACAUGUACAACGCACCACUGUAUGUAUGAAUACGUUGAGUAUUGAACGGUUGAAGCAGCAACAUGGCAUUCUUUGGGUUUCAUCAAACCGCAGAUGCAUAAAUACGAUCCAUUUUUUAAAAUCCUGUCGCUAC
Micromonas commoda is the source of this 3380-nucleotide messenger RNA. RefSeq lists its product with no specific name. The record is from RefSeq and is a predicted model, not a curated record. NCBI's taxonomy places the organism in Eukaryota, Viridiplantae, Chlorophyta, Mamiellophyceae, Mamiellales, Mamiellaceae. Gene Ontology annotation, biological process: regulation of DNA-templated transcription. The transcript has 4 exons. Gene Ontology annotation, cellular component: cytoplasmic side of plasma membrane. The coding region runs from base 1 to 3129 and encodes 1042 amino acids. Gene Ontology annotation, molecular function: L-glutamate gamma-semialdehyde dehydrogenase (NAD+) activity; DNA-binding transcription factor activity; proline dehydrogenase activity.